GAGUGGUGAACGACGGCGAGUGGCGCGACUCGGCGAUGAAAUCGGUAAAGAUGUAAAACUGUUGGAGUCACAGCUACGUGGUACUAGUGCUCACAAGGUCCGAACGCGAAUCGAAACGACGGUCUGUGUAGUAGCGGUGAGCGUGCGUUGGUAUCGGCAUCGGUCGUCCCUUUUAUAACAUUUGCCUUCUCUUUCAACUUUUGGAACUUGGAGAACAACGUUAGUCUGGAAAGAGAACCGGUUUCUAUCGACUAGUGGGUCGUGACAUAAACCAACGUGCGAAAUCAACAGGCAGCGAAUUACGAAAUUGCUGGAUAUGAGCUCCUCAACAUUUAUCGGGAAUCCGGACGUUAUGAUUGCAGGUCCGCCUCCACCACCGCCGCCUCCGCCUCCUGUGUCUGGUCAAUUGCCAGCUAUGAGAAUAAAUACUGUUGAGAAUGCAGCAGCGAAGAGAUCGCAACCAAUUGGUAACGAUGCUUACGAGCCGCCAGCAGCUAUACAGAAUGCGAUGCUGACGAAGGAUAAGAAACCUUUUACCUAUACUCCAGGUAUGGGUGGCAAAUUAGAUCUUUCUCAAAUUCGUAGUCCACGAAUGGCAAGAAGAGUAGCAAAAAACGCCAACGACGAAGGCAUAGAGGGAUCACCGAAACUCGCUACCGAACCGAAGCCGUCGCAGCCACCUGCUGCUUCUACCGUAGCGAAUUUCUUGGUGCAACCACAGGUCGCGGUACCUGUUUUUCCUACCAAUGUGCCAAUUCAAUCUCAUAUUAAUAAGCUGUCACAGCCGUCUCCGAUUAAUAAACCAUCAUCGAAUGCUACGGACAGACAAGUUGAACCAUCGAAGAAUAUCAUAAAAGUGGAUACAAAAGCAGUGCCAAUUACAACAACGUUGAAUCAGCCAAACACUCCUGAAAGUCCGAAUACCCCGACGCAAGUUACUUUAGCUAAGGCGCCUACUCCUUGGCUGCAAAAUAAGAGCAAGCCUCAAGAGGAAUUGCCAGAAUGGGUAAAACGUUCAAGUGUUAAUAAAGCGGCUAGUGGCCCAUCGUCGGAAAGUGCGGCUUUUCCGACGACAGUUUACACUCAAGUUCAGCAAUCGCCUUCGCAAUAUUCGCCGACAAAACAAAAGCAAGAGCAAGAACAAUAUUUGACUUCACCGCGUCCGUCUCAACAAUCAAAACCACAACAAUCGUCUCAACAAUUGCAGCAGCAAAGGCAAAAAAUUGAUUCUGUAACAUCCCAACAAAUUAAUCCAAUCGCGCAGUCACAUCAGCACGAACAUGUCAUACCCAUUCGUAUUGAGGAUAGACCAUCAGUAUUUGACGCAAAAUGCCAAUCAGGCCAUCAUCAAUUUAAACAAUCUCCAACUACGCAUCAUCAACAGCGAUGGGGUCAGAUGCCUUCGCAGCAUGUAUUGGAGAAUCAGAUGCAAAAUCGUUCGCAAGAUCAGGAACAGUUCCAACCUCAUGUUGCAGCUUUGUCUCGGCCAGAACAACUAGCUGGAACGACUUAUAUUAUUCCACUUGUGGUGGAAGGUAGCGACGAAAAAACGAUUCCGUCUAAUAGCGGAAAUAAUACGACUGGAAAGAUUACAAGAGUUGCGCAACAAUGGAACCCCGGUGCGAAUCAACAGCACGAGCCCGGUCCAAUCCAAUCGAAAUCAUUCCGUGUUCUUCAAAAAAUCACGGACACGGAUACACCCAACAAUGUGGGUGCAGAACAAAUACGUAGAAUGGAGUUAAGUGAAGAUGAGAGAUUACUCAUGAAUAAAUUUAAAGAGCAAGUCGAUCAUGAGGCUUAUCUGCAUCAAGAGGAAGAUCCAAGAUAUCGUGGUGCAGCAAUACCCUCUCGAGCUUUCCGUUUCUUACAAAAUAUGACGGAUUCAGGGGAUACUUCACUUACUUGCGCAGCGCCUCGUAACGUACAAAAUGCAAAUAAAAAGCAAAAUAGAAAUUCAAAAGUAUUUGAAGAAACACAGGCAAACUUACCACCUAGUGAACAACAGGUACAAGAACCGAAGAAAUAUAUGGGUAGUGCAAUUCCUUCGCGAUCCUUCAGGAUAUUACAAGCGAUGACAGCACCAGAAAGUAUUACCACGCAAGAAAAUCAUCAAGCAGAUUACACCUGCCAAACAGAGAAUUACUUGCCGGGCAAUCAGCAAGGUAUAUUCAUCCUUUCUCGACCAGUUUCCUUCUGGUAUCCCGAGGGUUGGUCGGGCUGUUAUCCUAUACAUUACAAUAUUCCACCCAAUGAACUCGAGACUAAAAUGAACAAACAUUCUUUUCCUUUUUAUUUACAACCGAACGGAAGUGCGCACAAUGAAUAUGCAUCUUUUUAUCCAGUCUAUGAUAACAACUUUGCGGAAAAUGCACAGAUAAAAGUUAUGCCUCUGGAAAACUUUACAAGCCAGUGCGGUUACGCAGCGAUGGUUUAUCCUCAAACUAAUUACAAUGGUGUCGAACAAUCACACGUUGAUGCAAACAGUUGUAAUUAUGUUGGUUGUCGUUUCACCACCACUGAUUCAUCUCUUGCUCCAAACGAUAAAAAUCUUGUAGAAAACGAUUCGGAUAAUGAGACAAGAAAUACCGUCUUGCCCGAUGAAAUUAAUCAUUUGGAUGCACAAUUGAAUGAGACAUACAAUCUCAGGAAUGCCGAUAAAAAUUGCAACAACAACAAAAAUUGUAUUAUUACGGCGAUGAAUAUAGUUGAUAAAAAAAAUGGCACAUUGGAUAGUUCGGACAACACCACAAUCUCGAAUAAUAUCAAAAUGCCGGAAAAAACAUUCGGUCUACGUAUCAACAUACCUAAUUACACGUAUAUAGAUACUAGUGAUUCAAGUACUUGUAGCAAUUCGAACGAUUCCAGUGACUUUAGCGAUUCUACUUCCGAUAAUGAAGAUCUCUCAGAUUCUUGUCAGAAAAAAAAAUGUAACCGUAAUAACGGUACUAUCUCCAAUAAUACGUCAUCCGAUAGCGAUUCGGACUCGUACGUAGCUUACUCCACAAAUCUAAAUCCUUACGAAAAGUUAAAGAGAGAACUGCCGCGCAUUGCAUCAACCGACAAGAGUUCUUCCAACGCUACUACUUUGGAAUGUUUGACCUAUAAUAGUGAACAUUUGCGAAAUGUUUCCGAAAGUAGUGUCCAAAGUGAAAAAGUGUAUUCUAAAGAAAAUUAUUUUCAUUAUUCAGACAAUCGAAAUCCAUGCCUGACAUUUGAGCAGGAUAUCACAGGUGUCGCGACGAAGAGAUAUAGUGACGACGAGGAUCGUACUGAUGACCGAAGUGAUUUCAAUUCUUGUCCCAAUGAAAACCAAGAUACUGCCAAUUCCAAUUGUGAAUUAAAUAUCAAGUAUCGCGAUCAAGAGUGCCCGGUAAUUGACGAUACCGUUUCUUAUCAGUUGGGAAUUAUUCAUAACGAUACGGAGCGACCAGAUUCCGAGAGUAUUUCUUGUGAAAAUAAAAGGAAUAUCGACGAACGAAAUGAAACUUUUUCCAAAGCAUCCGAUGAUUCUUCCGACGACGCUGAGACCACGAUGGUCAGCGUGAGUUUGCCUCUGAAAUUCAAGUUUUUCGUCUCCGAGGACAAUGAGGAUAUUACAACUGUGAUAAUCGGUAAUAGCAAAAUAAAUGCAGAAAAAUCCUGCAGUGCUAAAGACUCAGUGAAAGACAACAAGGAGGAGGAUGUUUCCGUCAAUUUUCACAUCGGCAAUGACACCAGCGUCGAUUUCACGAUGAAAAGAGACAUUUCAGAUGCGACGUGCGCGACGACAAGCACAAAUGAGAAAGCAGUAAAUAUCGAGUCCGUAAUACCGCAAGUAGAUUUCACUUUAAAGAAGGAUCGAAUGAGAAUUAGCGAAACUAGUUGCGAAAAACAAAACUCGAUGGAAUUGACAGUUACAAAAACAGAACACGACGAGAUCAAUUGUACAGAACCAGCGUCGAGAGAUGUUGAUCAUACCGCUUCUCAAUCUGUGACGGUAACGCAAGAUGUUUUACUAAAUAGUGAAAUUCGCGACAAUGUUCAAGCAGAAUUUAUUUGUAAUAAUUUUGAAAACAUUUAUUCCGAUAAAACAAUCGCUGACAAUGAGCCAAAAGUUGCCACUUUCGAAUACUGUGAGACGCAAAACGAUUUCAUCUCGGAACCUCAAGUUCAAAUUCAGCUUGUAGAUACAGAUAAAAUGGAGCAAGAAAACUAUACAAUCGUCAAUAACAAUGACGAUACGGAACUGUGUUGCCAAGCGAAGCUCAGUGUCCAAGACUCUCGCGAAAACACCGAUGACGAGGAUAGUGGAGUCACUUCCGAUAUAAGUCGCAUAAUAUCUGAAGUAGACACAGACUCGGAGUGUACUUCUUCGAAACAUUUGAAAAAGUAUCAACGAACACAGACACACUCGCGACUCUUUCGGCUUCUGAAUGAUGAUUCUGUUCCAUCUAAGACAGAUUCCUCUUUCAGAAAGAAGUAUCUCAGCUUACCGCUUAACACGGACGCUUUUAACUGCGAUGAUAGCUGUUGCUCCAACCAUUCCAGUGGCUUAACUUCUCCCGAAUAUUCGCCCAUUCACGAGCAAUCUUUGGGAAAAUUUUACAGUACAAUAAAUGGAAAUAUCAUCGGUUUAUCGAACAUUAAAAUGGACCCCUCGGCAAAUCAGUCGGAACAGAUCCCUUCGAAAGAAGAUCCAUAUUUCCGAUUUUGGAAGAACCCAAACUUGCCUGAUGCGCAUAAGCAUGAUGUCGUGCCUUCUUUAGCUUUCAAGAUUCUUGACAGCAAGAUGCCUUCUUGGGCUUACAAAGCGAAUGUACUGUGUCCGAGAAUUAAGAGUACGAAGAAUGUGCCACAAACUUUGUCUACGAUACGAAAAAUGAACAAGAUUAAAAAUCCGUCGCCGUCGCCGCCGGCGAAUCUUCCUAUCCCAACAUCCUAUGCGAACUCUUAUUGAAAAACCAACUAUUGCUGAUGGCCCAGGGCAGAAUGAGGCCGUGUGUUUGCCGCCGCGAGCUACCACUCCACUAUCCAUGGACAUAAUUUUCUCUCGAUUCUCUUCGCAAGACAGGGCUGAAGUAUGCCCGAAGUGUUCUACGAGCUACAUGAUUUUUUUUUCUAUCGAUCCAGAUGCAACUGAUUACUGAGAAAGGACGGAGUGGAAUUCUCUUUAGGCAAAAUCGAAUUAGUGUGCUUUUUUUAUUUUAUUUAUACAAUAUCCAUAGCGCUUAUCUAUGUUUAGCUUAACAAUCAUCCAGUGAAAAAAAAUUAACCAAAGACUCUUUUCAAAGAGAAGACUGUAAAUUGUAAGGGAAAUAUUCGGAUAUUUUGUUAAAAAUUUUAAACACAUGUUUGAAUUUUUAGUUUCAGUGUCUUAAAUGAUAUUAUCUCUUGUAGAUAUCUCGAUUGAAUGAACAAGUUGGUAAUUUCAUUUUUAAUCGUUGUUUAAUGAUUGUAGAAACACUGUACAUUUAUGUGUGAUAACGUGUAAGCUUUUCAUAUAAUUAAUUUAAACGUGCUUUUAAAACUUUAUUUAUCUGUAAAUGAGCAAUAACUUUUCCUGACUCUUUAACCAAUUUCUUAAGAACGUAUUUGAGGAUUAAAUAGCUUUUUAUUACAACGCUGGUCGUCUCAUCGACAUGUCACAAUUACACAUAUUAUAUUUUGUACUUUGUGUUAUAUUGUACAACGCUACUCCACAAAAAAUAAAGAACACAGACGCUCAAAAUCGAGCAAUUUUUAAAUCACUGAAACUUUGUGAAAAAUCCUUUCUGACAAAAAAUUAAAAAAAGCAUUUUAAAACUUGAAGUUUUUACUUUCACAUGCUUUUAAUCGGUUUAAAAAAAUUUUUAUUUUUACGGUUCUUGAAAUGUGUAUUAAUGGCGCGUACGCCGCACACUCACAGUCAGUCGGUCACAUUGUGUCGAGAUGUUCAGACAUGCGUCUGAAAGGUGUUCUCUAUUUUUUGUGGAGUAGUAUACUUUGAGCAGAGAUGUGGUUUGUUUAUUAAGUUAAAUAAUUUGUUAUAAAAGAUGUAAUCUAAUAACACUCUUGUCAAAAAUAUUAAUCAUUAUCCGAGAAUAUAUGUGUAUGCAUACAU
Linepithema humile (Argentine ant) is the source of this 6079-nucleotide messenger RNA. The record is from RefSeq and is a predicted model, not a curated record. Lineage: Eukaryota; Metazoa; Arthropoda; Insecta; Hymenoptera; Formicidae.